AUGGACCCCUCUUACCGCAGCCUGCGGACCGUUGAGCUGCAGAAGCGGAAGGUCACUCAGUCGAAGAAUGCGUCCAACUUGUCGGAGAGGAAGCUGGCCAAUGUGUACGCGCCAAAAGACUUCGACGAAGACUCCACCAUCGUCGUGUGCAACUUCCCGCAAAAGACGACCAUGAACGAGUGUAAAAAUUUCAUGCAGUGGAUUGGACCAGUCAUAAGGGUCGAGAAAAUUCCAUCCUUCAUGCAGGAGAACAACUACCUCGUCGUGUUUUGCAAUCCGUACUUUGCCAAGGCCGCCCUCAAAACGGAACUUAUAUAUGAAAACAAAACGAAGCUGUUUAUCAGGCCAGUAGAGAAGAGGGAGACCCUUUGGAAGAACAUAAACGACAUGAUUUCGACGAACAUUGGAUUUUUUUCUUAA
Molecule: messenger RNA, 420 nt
Organism: Plasmodium inui San Antonio 1
Lineage: Eukaryota; Apicomplexa; Aconoidasida; Haemosporida; Plasmodiidae
Exons: 3
Coding region: 1-420 (139 amino acids)
Molecular function (GO): nucleic acid binding
Source: RefSeq, a predicted model, not a curated record